Messenger RNA from Penicillium egyptiacum, 255 nucleotides. The record is from the annotation of a GenBank genome assembly. Lineage: Eukaryota; Fungi; Ascomycota; Eurotiomycetes; Eurotiales; Aspergillaceae.
AUGCCUCCAGAACGGUCUAACGUGCCGCAAUACCAGCAGGAGCUUUUCACCGAACUACGCGCCGAGGAUGAGCUAGUCAUCCUUGCACGAGGCCUAGGGCUUCUACACCUAAUAUCGAACCUCCUCCAUUUUUACGAUGCAGCGGGAAACAAUCUGGUCCUGGUUGUGGGUGCAGAUGAACGCGAGAAUGAAUGGAUCGGAGAGGGUAUGUGGAUUGGUUUACAUCCUAAGUCAUUCGUCGGUGUGGGAAGCUGA